Messenger RNA from Truncatella angustata, 255 nucleotides. RefSeq lists its product as uncharacterized. Gene Ontology annotation, biological process: mycotoxin biosynthetic process. Bases 1 to 255 code for a protein of 84 amino acids. The record is from RefSeq and is a predicted model, not a curated record. The transcript has a single exon. NCBI's taxonomy places the organism in Eukaryota, Fungi, Ascomycota, Sordariomycetes, Amphisphaeriales, Sporocadaceae.
AUGGCAGACACACAAGAUCCAUCACAGGAAGACCAUAUCGCUCACUGCAUCAACCAUAUUCGGCAAGCGCUCCAGUGCCAUUCCGAUCUAACUCCAAUGGAAUGGAGGCUGGAGGGCUCCAAUGUGAUACUGAAUACAGACACUCGCCAUACAUGCAGGGACUGGGACAAGAUCCAUGCUUGGGAAAGCUUGCGUCAAACUCGAUUCAAGGAUAUUGAGGCUUGGAAGAACGGAAGUCUGGUUCUUGUAGAUUAA